Molecule: messenger RNA, 806 nt
Organism: Brassica napus (rape)
Lineage: Eukaryota; Viridiplantae; Streptophyta; Magnoliopsida; Brassicales; Brassicaceae
Product: thioredoxin H9
Exons: 4
Coding region: 191-613 (140 amino acids)
Source: RefSeq, a predicted model, not a curated record
ACCCUAAAAAAACCAGAAAAUUUGGUAAAAUUUAAUCUCUAUCUCUCUCAAUUCUCUGUCAAGACUCAAAACUCUUAACCUUUUUUUGUAUGCGUUUAAGCCUCUGAUCGUAUCUGAUCCCCAAAGGUUUGCUGCAAGGACAAUAAAAGAAGAGAAUCGAUCCUCUGUUUUCUGGUAAUUGAGCAUUCAAAUGGGAAGCUGCGUCUCUAAGAACAAAGGAGACGAUGAUACAAUCCAUAACGUUGAUUUUUCUGGUGGCAAUGUUCAUCUCAUAACCACCAAAGAGAGCUGGGAUGAUAAAUUAGCUGAAGCUGGCCGUGAUGGCAAAAUCGUGAUUGCAAACUUCAGCGCGACAUGGUGUGGUCCAUGUAAGAUGUUGGCAACGUUUUACGUUGAGCUCUCUGAGAAGCACCCUUCCCUUAUGUUCCUUCUUGUUGAUGUUGAUGAACUCUGCGAUUUUAGCUCAUCGUGGGACAUAAAGGCAACACCAACCUUCUUUUUUCUAAAGAAUGGUCAGAAAAUAGGCAAGCUUGUCGGAGCUAACAAGCCUGAGCUACAGAAGAAGGUUACUUCCAUCAUUGACUCUCUACCUCAAAGUCCACAGCAGCCUUGACUCAACCUUUCUAUGUUGCUUGUGUAGCAAGUAUCAAAAACUCUUUCUUCUUAUCAAUGUAUGUAAAAUGCCAAAAAUUUUAUUAAAAAACACUGUGUGUUAGUUCAUCACUAAAUAUAAUAUUGAAUCAUCUCUAUGUACAAUUUCAUCUGUGAUUAGUUUUAACAGAUUAUAAAAUCCAAAAGCACUUUGA